Messenger RNA from Gaeumannomyces tritici R3-111a-1, 2088 nucleotides. RefSeq names its product acyl-CoA dehydrogenase. The coding region runs from base 189 to 1817 and encodes 542 amino acids. The record is from RefSeq and is a predicted model, not a curated record. The transcript is spliced from 4 exons. NCBI's taxonomy places the organism in Eukaryota, Fungi, Ascomycota, Sordariomycetes, Magnaporthales, Magnaporthaceae. Gene Ontology annotation, molecular function: oxidoreductase activity, acting on the CH-CH group of donors; flavin adenine dinucleotide binding.
ACGACCGCGUGCUCGCUUUAAAAGUCUGGGGUUGGAAUCCCAAGACCUUGACGCUCGAAUCCCUCCUUUCACCUCGAGCUCUCCCUUUCUACAAACUGGUCGAUCCUACGCUGACCGACCCAUCACCACGCCCUUCUCUACCUCCCCUGCCUAAUUCUGCUGCCUCAUUGCGCCCCCUGUUGCCCACCAUGUCCAAGACGUUCACGCAGAGCGACGUCGCGUCACACAACAAGCCGAAUGACCUGUACAUCAUUGUCGACGGCGACGUUUACGAUCUCACCAAGUUCCAAGAUGAUCAUCCCGGUGGCAAGAAGAUCUUGACUCGCGUCGCUGGCAAGGACGCCUCGAAGCAGUUUUGGAAGUACCACAACGAGGGCAUCCUGAAGAAGUUCCAGGCGCAGCUGCAGGUCGGCUCGCUGGACACCAAGAAAAAGGCCGAGCCCGCGCCGGCCGCUGCGCCCGCGCCCGUCGUGAAGCAGGCUGCUAAGCCUGUCAAGAAGGCUGCGGCAGGAGAGGAGUCGGAAGCCCAGGACCCCUUUGGACCCCUGAUUCCCUUUGGCGACCCGAGUUGGUACCAGAGUUACCAUUCGCCCUACUACAACGAGUCGCACGCCGCACUCCGGGCCGAGGUUCGCGAGUGGAUCGAGACUGCGAUCGAGCCCAAUGUCACCGAGUGGGACGAGAAGAAGGAGGCGCCGGCCGAGAUCUACAAGGAGAUGGGCCGCCGCGGCUACCUGGCCGGUCUUCUUGGCACCAAAUACCAGACCAAGCACGUGGACAACCCGGUCAAGUGCGUAGCACCCGAGGACUGGGACCUGUUCCACGAGCUGGUGAUCACGGACGAGCUGUCGCGCGCGGGGUCGGGAGGCUUCGUGUGGAACGUCAUCGGUGGCUUUGGCAUCGGGUGCCCACCACUGGUCAAGUUUGGCAAGAAGCCGCUCGUGGACCGCAUCCUGCCCGGUAUCCUCAAUGGCGACAAGCGCAUCUGCCUGGCCAUCACUGAGCCGGACGCGGGCUCCGACGUGGCCAACCUGACGUGCGAGGCCAAGCUGAGCGAGGACGGCAAGCACUACAUUGUCAACGGCGAGAAGAAGUGGAUCACCAACGGCAUCUGGUCCGAGUACUUCACCACGGCCGUCCGCACCGGCGGCCCUGGCAUGGGCGGCGUCAGCCUGCUUCUCAUCGAGCGCAGCAUGGGUGGCGUGUCGACGCGUCGCAUGGACUGCCAGGGCGUUUGGUCCAGCGGCACCACCUACGUCACAUUUGAGGAUGUCAAGGUGCCUGUCGAGAACCUGCUGGGCAAGGAGAACCAGGGAUUCAAGGCCAUCAUGACCAACUUCAACCACGAGCGCGUUGGCAUCAUCAUCCAGUGCCUGCGCUUCUCCCGCGUGUGCUACGAGGAGUCGGUCAAGUACGCCAACAAGCGUCGCACCUUUGGCAAGAAGCUGAUUGAGCACCCGGUGAUCCGGCUCAAGCUGGCACACAUGGCGCGCCAGAUCGAGGCGUCGUACAACUGGCUCGAGAACGUGGUCUACCAGUGCGAGAAGAUGGAUGACACGCAGGCCAUGAUGGUGCUCGGCGGGCCCAUCGCCGGCCUCAAGGCGCAGGCGACGGUAACGUUUGAGUUUUGCGCGCGCGAGGCCAGCCAGAUCUUUGGCGGCCUGUCUUAUUCACGCGGCGGGCAGGGCGGCAAGGUCGAGCGGCUGUACCGCGACGUGCGCGCGUACGCCAUCCCCGGCGGCAGCGAGGAGAUCAUGCUCGACCUGAGCAUACGGCAGAGCAUGCGCGUCGCCAAGAUGAUGGGCAUGAAGAUGUGAUGUUGGUUCCUUGUACCACCUUCUCCUUGUAAUUCGAGCACGCCGUGUAUGAAGUUUCUUGGGUUAUGUCGAAUCUCUCUCAUGUUCUUUCAUCUACGUUCGCUAUAUCUAGACCAGCAUUGUAUGCCAUCAUGUCAUCUGCUGUCUCAGUGUUGACGUCUUGCUGAUAUCGGCAGCGGAGUUCUAACAUUUAAUCUCACUAGCCGCGCAAGUUUCUUGAGGGUUGCCUAUCUGUAUCUAUAUUUCACGUGAAAAGCAGUCGAGGUUGUGG